Molecule: messenger RNA, 5561 nt
Organism: Photinus pyralis (common eastern firefly)
Lineage: Eukaryota; Metazoa; Arthropoda; Insecta; Coleoptera; Lampyridae
Gene: gek
Product: serine/threonine-protein kinase Genghis Khan
Exons: 29
Coding region: 307-5535 (1742 amino acids)
Biological process (GO): actomyosin structure organization; peptidyl-threonine phosphorylation
Cellular component (GO): cytoplasm; cytoskeleton
Molecular function (GO): ATP binding; protein serine/threonine kinase activity
Source: RefSeq, a predicted model, not a curated record
GUCCGGACCUGUUUAAAUCCUCUGGAAAAAUUGUCGCAAUUAUUCAAUUUACACCAAAUUAUUUAACACUCAAACAAAGUUUUGGAUCCAAGUAAUUUGCGUUAGCUCAAGCUAAUUAAAAUAUAAUGGAGGAGGCGUAGAACAAAUUCGUGUCAUAACAUCGAAGAGGGUCAACAAUUACAGAUUGGCGCAGUGGGGGUGUAAAAAUGGCCGCUUGCAACAAUUGAAAGUGUUUUAAAUGUCACGAUACAAAUUCUUAUUAUUAAUUGAUCUCAAUUAAGAAGGUUCUUGUAAUGUUAGCUACAGAUGAGUGACGGGGUCGUUGGGGCCAUGCCCGGUGUGACGGGCGAGUGGCGACUGCGGCAGUUGGAGUCCCUCUUCUUGGGCGGCCCUGUCCACGCGAAGGGUCAAAGUUUUAGCAUCGAAACGCUGAUCGACGUUCUGAUUAUAUUGUACGACGAGUGCUGCAAUUCAAGCCUGCGACGGGAGAAGACCGUUUCCGAUUUCAUCGAGUUCGUUAAACCCGUCGCGACAUGUAUCAAAUCGUUGAGGCUCACGAGAGAGGACUUCGAGAUAAUUAAGGUGAUCGGUCGCGGCGCUUUCGGCGAAGUUUGCGUUGUUAAGAUGCGCGGGUCCGAUAAGGUGUUCGCAAUGAAGAUUUUGAACAAGUGGGAGAUGCUGAAACGUGCCGAAACCGCGUGCUUUCAAGAGGAACGGGACGUACUCGUGUUCGGCGAUCACAGGUGGAUCACACAUUUACAUUUUGCCUUCCAAGAUGAGAAUAAUUUAUAUUUAGUAAUGGAUUAUUAUUGCGGCGGUGACCUUUUGACGUUGCUUAGCAAAUUUGAAGAUCGUCUUCCCGAAGAUAUGGCUCGGUUUUAUAUUGCCGAAAUGGUGCUAGCUAUCGAUUCUAUUCAUAAUCUUAGAUACGUGCAUAGGGACAUAAAACCGGAUAACGUACUGUUAGACGCCAACGGUCAUAUCCGUUUGGCGGACUUUGGUAGUUGUUUACGACUGAAUGAUGAUGGUACCGUCCAAUCCAAUGUCGCUGUUGGAACGCCAGAUUAUAUUUCACCCGAAAUAUUGAGGGCGAUGGAAGAUGGGCAGGGCAGAUAUGGGCCGGAAUGUGACUGGUGGUCUUUAGGCGUUUGCAUGUACGAAAUGCUCUACGGGGAGACGCCCUUUUACGCCGAAAGUCUGGUCGAAACCUACGGCAAAAUAAUGAACCACAAGAAUUGCUUCGACUUCGCGACGGACGUCGAGGUCUCGGACGCGGCGAAGGACCUGAUCCGUCAGCUGAUCUGCAGCCAGGAGUUUCGUCUCGGACAGAACGGCAUACAGGAUUUUAAGAAUCACGCGUGGUUCGAGGGGGUAGAUUGGAAUGGUAUCCAAGAUGGCGCCGCUCCGUACAUACCGGAAGUGUCCAGUCCGACAGAUACAUCGAAUUUCGACGUGGACGAUGCGGAUAUUCGCGUAUCCGACGCCGUGCCUCCUACUGGUAACUCCGUUUUCACGGGGCUACAUUUGCCUUUCGUGGGCUUUACGUUCACGCAAGGAAGUUGUAUAUCUGACUUAGGUUGUAUUUCGACGAAUAUAACGUUUAACAACAUUGUAAAUAGUUCGGAUCGGCAGAUCAAGCGGAACCACGACGACAUCAUGUCGCUAGCUUUAAAUCAGGAUAAGAUAGAGUUAGAUAAGAAAAUGUCGCCGGAUAGCACGCGAAAAUUACAGGACGAAAUCAACGUACUUACGAAGCGAAAUUGCGAGCUCGAAUCUCAAUUACGAAACCUCGAAGCGGGACAUUCGAAUGAUCUUAAGCUCGACUCGGUGGACGGAGAGAGUGGCAAAUCGAAAGAAUUGGAAAAAAUCGUCAAAAUUCUAAAGCAAGAAAAGGACGAGGCGUUAAAAGAUAAACAGGACUUGUACGAGAAAAUUAAGCUACAAGAUAAAGAGCUGAAGGACGCGUUAGCACAACGAAAACUGGCAAUGGCAGAGUACUCGGAGGUGUCCGAUCGGCUCUCCGAGCUGCGACAGCACAAGCAGAAGCUCUCUCGACAGGUUAGGGACAAGGAGGAGGAGUUGGAGACGGCGAUGCAAAAGGUCGACGCGCUCAGGCACGAUAUACGUAAGGCGGAGAAGCUUCGGCGCGACUUGGAGUCGCGAAUCGAAGAAGCGCUGGCCGAAGCUUCGAAGGAGAGAAAACUACGCGAGCGAUCCGAGGAGUACUGCCGUCAGAUACAGGUCGAGUCGGAUCGGUUGCGCGUCCGAAGCGACAUCGGAUCGCGCGAUCAGCAAGACGCGCAACGGCUCAAGGCGGAGCUGGAAAAACUCGAGCUUCAGUACAACGAAAGUCUAACGCAACAGCAGGCGAGGUACAACAUGGAGCUUUCGUCGUUACGAGAGCAAUUGAACGAGGCCGAAAAUCACCGGGACAUCUUGGAGCGAGAGGUACAUUUAUUAAAAGAUCGACAAGAGAAAGCUAGGGUAGAGACGAUCGCCGACUCUGAGCAGGUCAUAAUGGAAUUAAAUCGCCGGCACGAACGAGAAAAAAUUAUGUUGCGGGAGGACAAUAGUAAAUUGCACUCGAAUAUUAAUUUAUUGACAGAGCAAAUGUCGCAUCUGCAAAACGAUCGGGCGGCAAUCGAAGCGGAGUACGAGCAGUUGCGCAACAAGCAGGAGAGCCUGGGCCAGUGGGAGUCGCAGCUGUCCGAGAUUAUUCAGUGGGUUAGCGACGAGAAGGAUGCCCGCUCGUAUCUCCAAGCGCUCGCUUCGAAGAUGACCGAGGAGUUGGAGUAUUUGAAGCAUUCAGGUGUCUCGAACGCGGUGGUCACGGGCGACAAGAACUGGCGAAAUCGGCGUUCGCAGAAGUUGGACAAGAUGGAGCUGCUCAACUUGCAGAGCUCGCUCCAGUCCGAGAUUCAGGCGAAGCAGACGAUCAGCGAGGAUCUGAGCAAGACGAGGGCGGAACUGCUCGCCGCGCAAAAGGAGCUGCGCGAUUACAGACAACGAAACGAUGCCUUAAACACGGAUCUGAAACGGAAAGAUAAGCAGAUAAAGGAUCUGCAAGGUCGGCUGGAUUCGGGAGAAGGAUCGAGUAUCGGAAUGCCGGCCUGCGCUCGACACCAAAGCAAGGUUCUCGAACGUCCGUCGUCCCAAAUGUCGUAUCUAGAUCAAUUUCUAAAAGAAACGAACUCAACGCAACAAUCUCAAGUGCACGCCGUCCAACAGCAGCAGUACGAGGCGAGCACCGUUCAAGGUCUUCUCUACCAAGGCUCGAUGGAAUCGGAAGACGGCGACAUCGAAGACAACCGCGCGCUCAGCGUUACGAACUCGAAGAGCAACCUGUCCGAAUUGAGCUUGCACGACGCCCAAUCGCCGGUCAAGCACAAGUCGCACCAGUUCUUGGUUCGUACGUUCUCGAGCCCGACGAAGUGCAGCCACUGCACGUCGUUAAUGGUCGGUCUGAUGCGUCAAGGUAUGGUCUGCGAAAUUUGUGGGUUUACGUGUCACACGUCGUGCUGUCCUCAUGUGCCCGUUGUGUGUCCCGUUCCGGCCGAUCAAACUAAGCGGCCGCUUGGGAUCGAUCCGACGAGGGGAAUUGGAACCGCGUACGAGGGGUACGUUAAGGUGCCCAAGCAGGGAGGCGUUAAGAAAGGUUGGGUACGGCAGUUUGUCGUCGUGUGCGACUUCAAGCUGUUCCUCUACGACAUCUCGCCGGAUCGCAACGCGCUCCCCAGCAUUCACGUCGCUCACGUCCUGGACAUGCGCGAUCCGCAAUUCACCGUGACGAGCGUGCGCGAAUCGGACGUGAUUCACGCGAACAAAAAGGACAUCCCGUGCAUCUUUCGGAUAACCAGCUCGCUGAUGGAGCCGCCCGGUCCUCGAAACUCGACGCUCAUGCUGGCCGACUCGGAGAGCGAGAAGAACAAGUGGGUCGUCGCCCUCUCCGAACUGCAUCGUAUACUGAAACGAAAUAACCUGCCGAAUACCACAGUGCUUGUGGCUAGGGAUCUUGUAGAUAAUUCUUUAGCUCUUAUUAAGAAUACCUUAAGUGCCGCCAUUAUUGAUCCGGAUCGGGUCGUCGUCGGAGCCGAAGAGGGGCUCUACUGCGUGGAUUUGGACCGAACAGAAAUCGCGCGUGUCGGUGACGGUAAGAAGAUUUAUCAAUUGGAAUACAUCAGCGAGGAGCAUUUAUUGGUGGUGGUCAGCGGGAAACAAAGGCACGUACGGCUCGUGCCCAUUCGCGCACUAGACGGGGACGAUACGGAAUGGAUCAAAGUUGCGGAGAGCAAGGGUUGCUCAACGUUAGCCAUCGGAGCGGUUCUCCAAGCGCCUCUAACAUUUUGCCUUUGCGUCGCCGUGAAAAAACAACAAAACUCUUCGGCGAUUAUCGUGUACGAAAUAACACGCACCCGAACCCGUCACCAUCGUUUGCGAGAGCUGGGGUUACCGGUCACCGUGCAAAGCCUGCAGCUGCUCUCCGACGGAAAACUGUGCGUCGGGUCGUCGUCGAAUUUCACCUUGUACAGUCUGCAAGGCGACCAACCUCCAAUUUCUUUGCUCCAUCCCGAAAAUCCCCUGCAAGCAACGCUGGCGUGCAGCGGAGUCGAAGCGCUACGCGUCAUCGAGCUGCCCCGCAACGAGUUUCUCUUAGUUUUCGGCACCUUAGCUGCGUACGUCGAUCGGCACGGACGCAAAUCACGCGACCGCGAGAUCAUGUAUCCCGCACUUCCGACCGCCAUCUGUUAUCGCGACGGGCACCUGAUCGUUUACAGCGAAACGCACAUCGACAUUUUCAAUUGCGCCACCGGCGAGUGGGUGCAGACGUUGAACAUAAAGAGGGCGAAACCGCUAAACGACAGCGGUAGCCUUUCGAUGUGCGUGAUUCACGACUUGUGCCAUUUAUUGUAUGUUUCGAACAUCCAUCAACGUGAACUUAUAAAUCUGGACAACCUCGUCGUGCAAGAUCGCGAAGGUAGAACGUUGCAGCGGCCGAGGAGACGAUUUUCGCUACGCGAGGGUAACAGGGCACAGCGAUUAAGCAUGGACCGGCGAUCGAAAUUGAUAUCCGCGCCGACAAACUUCAAUCACAUCAGUCACAUGGGCCCCGGCGAGGGCAUUCAGCGUCAGCGCCUGAUCGACCUGACCACGGUGGUCACCACGCCCGAUCCGGGCUACGUACAGCUGCAGAGUAAGCCAUCGAAAAUGGCGCCCCUACCUCCGAAACAGAUCGAACGGCGACGACCCGAGAUAUCGAACCCGACCCCGAUCAAGUCGACGUUUCCCGCCUACAACAGCGUAAAGAGGGCGGCGCCGCCGCGACCGCGGGAUCUUCCGCCGGCGUUGCCACGACCAAUCGAUCCGUCGCCGUCACCCGACCCCGCCAGUAUAGGUAGCAUGUCUUCGUUACACGACAUAAUUAAGGGAACCGAGAAGAGCAGUCCACGUCAUUCGAUAGCGAGUAACAAUAGUUCAAAUUUAUCCACGCCACCGUCACCUCAAGCCGAGCACCACAGUUCAAGUUACGAGAGCUAAGCGUUUCGUUACGAGAGAGAGAGAAA